Oncorhynchus masou masou (cherry salmon) is the source of this 1343-nucleotide messenger RNA. It is a transcript of the gene grinab, whose product is annotated as glutamate receptor, ionotropic, N-methyl D-aspartate-associated protein 1b (glutamate binding). Gene Ontology annotation, cellular component: endoplasmic reticulum; Golgi apparatus. Gene Ontology annotation, biological process: negative regulation of apoptotic signaling pathway. Lineage: Eukaryota; Metazoa; Chordata; Actinopteri; Salmoniformes; Salmonidae. The record is from RefSeq and is a predicted model, not a curated record. The transcript has 7 exons.
ACACAGUCGAGAAAUGACGUACCUCAAGGGGCGCGCAUGACCUGUUGGACUGAAAUAUGUAACGCAGGACUUAGCGGAACAAAUAUCGCCUACUGAAAAGGAAAUGCCCUGUUUCUACAGUCCAGACAAGGUCAACACUGUCCUGAACCCCUGUCCUAGUGAGAGGAACAGACCUAGUGAUGUCCCAACCUGACAGGAAUAUCUAUUCUUCAUUGGAGGGGGGCAUCCAGCCCCCAAAUGUAGGCUUUGGGCAGCCAAGACCACCAGGAUAUGGGAUGACCUUACCCAACACGCAGGGAAUGCCGAACCCAUUUGGGGGGCCAGGGCCUGCUCCAGGGGGGAUGCCCUUCCCCACGCCUGGGGCAUUUGGUCAGCCCAUGUACUCCCAGGGUCAGGAGAACCCAGGAUAUGGGAUGACAUUUGGGGGGCCAGGGCCUGCUCCAGGGGGGAUGCCCUUCCCCACGCCUGGGGCAUUUGGUCAGCCCAUGUACUCCCAGGGUCAGGGGAACCCAGGAUAUGGCACUGCACCUUAUGCUCCCAUGCCUGGGGCCUACGGUCAGGGCUUUGACAACCCAAAUCAUGACCCAAACACUGGUUACCACAGCGAUGAUCAACCCCCAGCCUUUAGUGACAAUAGUUCCUUCUCUCUUGGCUCUGGACUGGACGACAAGACCAUAAGACGAGCCUUCAUCCGGAAAGUCUUCAUGGUGUUGACCGUCCAGCUGAUGGUAACCUUCUCCUUUGUGGCUGUCUUCACCUUUGUGGAGGAAAUCAAAGUGUUCGUCAGGGCCAACACAUGGACCUACUGGGUGUCCUAUGGCAUCUUCUUCGUCUCUCUCAUCACCAUCAACUGCUGUUGAGAGUUUCGCCGCAAACAUCCAUGGAACCUGAUUGCACUCUCCAUCCUGACCCUGGCUAUGUCCUACAUGGUGGGGAUGAUAGCUAGUUUCUACGACACUGACUCCGUCAUCAUGGCCGUGGGCAUCACUGCUGUUGUCUGCUUCACCGUAGUUAUCUUCUCUCUCCAGACCAAGUAUGACUUCACUUCCUGUCACGGUGUGCUGUUGGUCUGUCUGAUUGUCCUGUUGCUCUUUGGCUUCCUCUGCAUCUUCAUCCGCAACAAGAUCCUGGAACUGGUCUAUGCCUCGCUGGGCGCUCUACUCUUCACAUGCUUCUUGGCUGUGGACACUCAGCUGCUGCUUGGCAACAAGGAGAAUGCCCUGAGUCCAGAGGACUAUGUUUUUGCUGCUCUCUCCCUGUACACUGACAUCAUCAACAUCUUCCUCUACAUCCUGUCUAUCGUUGGAAGAGCACGGAACUGAGAGCUUCCUCUAAAGGAUUGA